UCCAGAUGUAGUCUAUAAUAUACAAGCACUUGAUACAUGACAUCAUACUAACUAAAGGCGCAUUUCCACUGCGGCAACAUUUAGGCAACAUGUAGCAUGCGACAAUGACGCAUGCUACACUCAGUCUUUCAAUUGGAACAACAUGAAGCAACAUGUGGCAUGCGACAAUGCCGCAUGCCACAUGUUGACCACUGUUUUCCAGACGCAUGCGUCAGCUUUCUACAAGAUUCAGCGUGUCGAACGAUGUCGGCUUUUAUCCGAUAGCCAUCGGUUCGGUGCUACAUGUAGUUUGCGACAUGGAGUGGACUAUAGAGAAAACAACUUUGUUUAUUGAAGAUUAUCACAAUUCUCCAGAAUUAUGGAAUAAUAAAAUUGCUGCUUAUAAAGACAACAGACUUAAAAAUGAUAAGUUAAAACAAAUAGCGACGAAAUACGAAUGUACCGUGAUUGAAGUGAAAAAUAAAAUCAAAAAUCUACGUUCCGCGUUCCAUCGUGAAAGAAAAAAGCUACAGUCAAAGAAAAGUGGCUCAUCUCCUCUCACGAAAGGCCAAUGGUUUGCGUUUGAGCUUUUGAGUUUUUUACUAGACGUCGAUAAACAUAGACGAACAACAUCAACGGCCAGCGACAACGGAGAGGAAUCUGCGAAUGAAGAUGAUAUUUCGGUCUCCAACACACAAGAUACCGAAGCAGAAGUCAGUAAUAUAGAGGGUCACAGAAGCUGUGAAGAGAGAAGGGACAUAGUUAUUGCCCCUAAGAAGAAGACAGAGAAAAAGAAGCGUUUUAUAUCUCCUUCCGAUCGCGAGGAAGAAGCAUAUAAUAUUCUGAAAAGUUCAUGCCAAAGAGAUGAGUUUUCAACGUAUGGAGAGCAUGUAGGAAAUGAACUGCGGCAUCUAAGCCCUAGAGCACAAACGAUUGCAAAGCACUUGAUCAACAAUAUAUUAUAUGACGCAAGUAUGGGCAAAUUUGAUGACCAAACUAGCACUCGCACUUCCACAGCUUGUGAAACCAACGAAAGUAAUUACAAUCAACCAUGCUCCGUGGCUUCUGCUAGUUCUCACCAAUCAGGAUUUUCUGAUCACAGCAAUAUCUAUGUACUGCCAACUGACACCUUGAGCAGUGAACCACCCUCCGUGUCAUCUGCUUGUUUGCGCCAAUCAACCUCUUCUGAAUCCAGCAAUAUUUAUGUACAGCCAUCUGACAACUUUGGAAACAAUAAAGAACAAGAUCUUUCGACUUUCACAGUACUCUCUGAGUUUUUAGUUUCUAAGCCCUAAACUAAUAUAUUAUAUAAACGCUAUUUUUACGAACAAUAAACUAUUUAA
This is a messenger RNA of Acanthoscelides obtectus, 1322 nucleotides long. The record is from the annotation of a GenBank genome assembly. Lineage: Eukaryota; Metazoa; Arthropoda; Insecta; Coleoptera; Chrysomelidae.